AUGGAGGGUCUCUUUUUUAACGUCAAUGGAGGGUACCUCGAAGGUAUCGUCCGCGGAUAUCGCAACAGUCUGCUUACCGGCCAGCACUAUGCGAACUUGACCCAAUGUGACACCAUAGAUGAUGUCAAGCUUCAACUCGCCCCCGCGUACGGCGAUUUCCUCGCUGCACUACCUCCAAACCCCUCCACCUCCGCUCUGGCUGCGAAAAUGACCGACAAGAUGGUUGCUGAAUUUCGAUAUCUUCACGCCAAUUCCACAGGCUCAUUCGCCAAGUUCAUGGAAUACCUGACCUAUGGAUAUAUGAUCGAUAACGUCGCAUUGUUAAUCACCGGCACACUGCAUGAGAGAGAUACCCGUGAGCUUCUAGAGCGCUGUCACCCCCUAGGUUGGUUCGAGACAUUGCCUGUGCUGUGCGUUGCAACAAAUAUCGAGGAGCUCUAUAAUUCCGUGCUGGUUGAAACCCCACUGGCACCAUACUUCAAAGGCAGCCUAAGCCAUCAAGAUUUGGACGAAUUGAACAUUGAAAUCGUUCGAAACACGUUGUACAAGAACUACCUCGAGGACUUUUACAAUUUCAUCAACACAAACUCAGACCUUAAAGGUACUCCCACGCAGGAGACAAUGGCGGAGAUCCUCGAAUACGAGGCUGACCGACGAGCCAUCAACAUCACCUUGAACUCGUUUGGCACUGAACUAUCUAAGCAAGAGCGGAAGAAGCUUUACCCUGAAUUUGGAAAAUUAUACCCUGAAGGCUCGCUGAUGCUUUCGAGAGCCGAUGAUGUAGAGGGUGUUGCUCUUGCUGUUAGCGGGGUAGGAGAUUACAAGACCUUCUUUGAUGCUGUUGGAUUGUCUCAAGGCGGUUCCGUCGGUAUGUCAGGGGGCGGCAGUUCCGAUGGGAAGAGCUUGGAAGACUUGUUUUAUCAGAAAGAGAUGGAAUUGUGUAAGGUUGUCUUUACGCGUCAAUUCACCACCGCCAUUGUAUAUGCUUGGGUAAAAUUACGGGAACAGAGUGUAUCGCACAACAUCAAAAAGAGCGAAUAG
Molecule: messenger RNA, 1041 nt
Organism: Talaromyces atroroseus
Lineage: Eukaryota; Fungi; Ascomycota; Eurotiomycetes; Eurotiales; Trichocomaceae
Product: V-type proton ATPase subunit d
Exons: 4
Coding region: 1-1041 (346 amino acids)
Biological process (GO): vacuolar transport; proton transmembrane transport; vacuolar acidification
Cellular component (GO): proton-transporting V-type ATPase, V0 domain; fungal-type vacuole membrane; vacuolar proton-transporting V-type ATPase complex
Molecular function (GO): proton-transporting ATPase activity, rotational mechanism
Source: RefSeq, a predicted model, not a curated record